UGUGUGUGGAUGUGCCGGGCCCGUCUCUCCUGUCUGGCUCGGCCUGUCAGCAGGAGCCUGUAUGUUGGGCCGGUCACUACCCCCGGGGAGCUGCGCCCAGUGAGGCCUCUCUGCUCCGCACACCGGAGCCCGUCCUGUGGGGCUCUCCGCCAUGGCGUCCGAUAGUGACACGGAGGAGUUCUUCGAUGCUCCUGAGGAUGUGAAUCUAUCCUGCUCCCCAGCUGUAUCGCCAACAAAGCCAGGAACAUUCAGUCUUCAGGAAGAAGUCACCCAUACUGAAAACAAGCCAGAAACUGGAACCACAGAACCAAAGCAAGAUGACUCUAAAGAGAUAAUUGAUAGCAUCAUUGAAGAAAGCCAGAAAUCCAGUGCCAUAGAGGAGAGCCACAGUCCUGAAAAUGUGGAAACAAUAGGUCUUGUAAGCACAUCUGAUAAAACAAAUCGGGAACAGCGAAAUAAUAUCCCUGAGCUGGUGGUGACAGAGACAACCUUCCACAAUGAUGCCGCAGACCUUGGCUCUCAGGAGGCUGAGGACUUCACAGGGACAAAUCCAAACCAACUGCCUGAUGUCUCCAUUCCCAUCAUUGAGCAUUUGGUAGAAUCCUCUAGAAUUGCAGAUAUUGUAGACUUGGAAGAUGAUCUUCGAAUUACUGAAAAACUCAAAAUUCUGGACAAGCCAACAGAGCUUGAUGAUACGGAUGAUACGGAAAAUAAGUCUAAAGAACCUCUGUCCAAUUUGUCAAACGAUACUUCCAGUUCUGAAGUCAUAGAGCAGUUACCGCCUGCUAAACCUCCCCGACAGAUUAAUGUUGAGCCUGAUAUCGUAGCAAGCACUAAGAAGUCUGGCCCAUCACGUCCCCCACUGCCUGGAAAUGUCCCACCACCUAGACCGCCUCCACCUGCACGGCCGGCACCACCACCACGCAAGAAGAAAGGAGACUAUGAUUAUGAGAGCCCAAGAUCUUCAGGACUAGAAUUUACAAAGGAUGCCUUUCUUGGUGGGGGAUUCCUCUCUCCGAACGCCAUAUCAGAGGGUUUAAACAGAGAUUCCCAGCCUUCCUUGGACCUAGCUAGCGCAACCAGCGGAGACAAAGUAGUGACGGCUCAGGAAAAUGGGAAGGCAGCAGACGGGCAGGUGUCUAGCUCACCAGCUGAGAGUUCUGGUCCCCAGAGGCCCCGGUCUAACUCAGGAAGAGAGCUUACCGAUGAGGAGAUUUUGGCCAGCGUAAUGAUAAAAAAUUUAGACACUGGAGAGGAAAUCCCUCUGAGUUUGGCAGAAGAGAAGCUGCCAACUGGUAUUAAUCCACUGACUCUGCAUAUCAUGAGAAGGACUAAGGAGUAUGUCAGUAAUGAUGCUGCCCAGUCUGACGAUGAAGAGAAGCUUCAAGCUCAUCAAACAGAUACAGAUGGAGGGAAACUAAAGCAGAAAACCACACAGCUGAAAAAGUUCUUAGGAAAAAAGGUUAAGCGGGCAAAACAUCUAGCAGAAGAGUAUGGUGAGCGAGCAGUGAAUAAAGUGAAAAGUGUCAGAGAUGAAGUUUUUCACAAUGAUCCGGAUGACCCGUCAUCCAGUGAUGAUGAGGGAAUGCCGUACACCAGGCCUGUGAAGUUUAAAGCUGCUCAUGGCUUCAAGGGUCCUUAUGACUUUGAGCAAAUCAAAGUUGUGCAAGAUUUAAGUGGAGAACAUAUGGGAGCUGUCUGGACAAUGAAGUUUUCACACUGUGGGAGGUUACUUGCCUCUGCUGGACAGGAUAACAUUGUACGAAUAUGGGUUCUCAAGAAUGCUUUUGAUUACUUCAAUAAUAUGAGGAUCAAGUACAACACAGAAGGGAGAGUUUCUCCAUCGCCAUCUCAGGAAAGUCUUAAUUCUUCCAAAUCUGACACAGAUGCGGCUUACAGCGGAGCAGAUGAUGUGGAUCCAGAUGAUAAAAAUGCACCGUUUCGUCAGGUGCCAUUUUGUAAAUAUAAAGGACACACAGCAGAUCUUCUUGAUUUGUCCUGGUCUAAAAAUUACUUUUUACUGUCCUCUUCGAUGGAUAAGACAGUCCGUCUAUGGCACAUAUCCAGACGGGAGUGUUUGUGUUGUUUCCAGCAUAUAGAUUUUGUUACAGCAAUAGCUUUCCAUCCAAGGGAUGACAGAUACUUCUUGAGUGGAUCCUUGGAUGGGAAACUACGGCUAUGGAACAUUCCGGACAAAAAAGUUGCAUUAUGGAAUGAGAUUGAUGGACAGACAAAGCUCAUUACAGCUGCCAAUUUCUGUCAGAAUGGCAAACACGCUGUGAUCGGCACAUAUGAUGGGAGGUGUAUAUUCUAUGACACAGAGCAUCUGAAAUACCACACUCAAAUACAUGUGCGCUCCACAAGGGGGCGGAAUAGGGUCGGAAGAAAAAUCACUGGAAUAGAGCCAAUGCCUGGAGAAAAUAAGAUCUUAGUAACCUCGAAUGAUUCGAGAAUAAGGCUAUAUGACUUAAGAGACUUAUCUUUAUCCAUGAAAUACAAAGGCUGUGUGAACAGCAGCAGUCAAAUCAAAGCCAGUUUCAGCCAUGAUUUUACAUACAUUGUCAGUGGUUCUGAGGAUAAAUAUGUGUAUAUCUGGAGUACAUACCAUGACUUAAGCAAAUUCACCUCUGUAAGAAGAGACCGCAAUGAUUUCUGGGAGGGUAUUAAAGCACAUAAUGCAGUCGUCACAUCUGCGAUCUUUGCUCCACAUCCUAACCUGAUGGUACCACCAGAUGCAUCCACUGACAGACAAGACACUGACCAGAAGGGGGAACAGGGAGAGUCUGUAGAUAACAUACCAUCAGGUGCUCUGAAGUCGGAUCACACAGAAGUUCUUCUGUCUGCAGAUUUUACUGGUGCAAUCAAGGUGUUCAUUAACAGGAAGAAAAAUAUAUCGUAACUGUAGUAUGACAGAAUGAGCCUGUACUUCAAUAGCCUCCACUCCAGAGUGUAAGAAGAACCAAACUGAUACUGACCGGCAGAUAUUACUGCAGCAGUCGUCUCUAUACACAAACGGACAGAUGGAGAAUGGUCUUUUGUUUUAAAUCUCCCAACCCUACAGUAAUGUUACUACUAGCGAAUGUCUGUGCUGCUAAAUACUAUGGGGGAGAUUUAUCAAAACCUGUGAAAAAGGAAAAGUUGCCCAUAGCAACCAAUCAGCUUGCUUCUUUCAUUUUUAAAGAGACCUCUGAAAAAUGAAAGAAGCGAUCUGAUUGGUUGCUUUGGGAAACUGGGCAAUUUUAUCCUCUGCACAGGGUUUGAUCAAUCUCCCCCUAUGACAACAACUAUGCUCUUAAGUUACUACCAUUCUGCACUUUUUAUCAUCUAUAAAUUCAUUUAGCCACUAUGUUUUAAAUAGUAUAGAAAUAUUCUACUUAACAUCCAAGUCAAAGGCCUUAUAGUGAAUGUCCACCUUUUAACGCCAUGUUGCUAUUUACAUCCAACGCUGGUUCCUCUUUUAAUGUAUCUUUCUGAUCUCCCUUUUUAAUACAGGGCUCAAAAUCCACUGAAUAGAUAUAAAGUGAAAUCCUAAAACUCACUGCCUGUAGUUACCAUCAGGGACGGCUUAAGUCAGUUUUUUGCCAAAAUAACUGAGCUGAAUUGUCCAAUGCACAACGGAUCCCAUUGACUUGAAUGGGGCCCGUCUGGUUUUCCAGUGUCUGUUGUUUUGUAGGGUUUGAGCAGAGUAAGAAAACUAAUCUGCAGCAUUUUUUUCUCUGCUCAAAUCCUGCUAUUUCACAAGAUACCGCAAAUGGAGCUUCCUGAACAGAGCUCCAACCCUGAUGUGAACAAGACCUUAGUAGGUUACUGCAUUCUGUAUUAUUUAAAGGGGUACUCCGGAGCUUAGACAUCUUAUCCCCUAUCCCCCUCCCAUAGGCUUGCAUUGAAGGGCGGAGUGUGACGUCACACGGGGGCGAAGGCGUGACUUCACACACCGCCUGUCCCAUGGUUGCCGGUAAUCAGACCUGGAGCGAACAUGCUCCGGGGACUGAUUUUGACUGGGGUGCUGCGUGCUAGAUCACAGGGGUCCACAGCGGCGGGACCCCCGCGAUCAGGCAUCUUAUCCCCUAUCCUUUGGAUAGGGGAUAAGAUGUCUAAGCGCCGGAGUACCCUUUAAGUUCAGGCCUUAAACAGGCUCUCCCUAGUGGUAGCUGAAGGGAGAGGAAUCUUUAGCUAUACAAGAAAUGGUGUACAUUCACUGUAAAGCUGUUCACUCACACUUCUGUUUUCUCCACUUAUGUUGUUUUUAACCUUUAGAAUAGUGCUGUCUGUUGCUCUGUUCUACCCACAACUAUAAAAUGAAGAAGAAUAUUGGCACUCACCAUUUGUUGCAAGAGAAUAUAUAGCAAUCCAGCAUAAUGCAUAAAAAUGUAAGUAGACGUGUAGGAGCAUUAGUAUCAUGCAACAAUCAUAUUAUAUGCAUUGCUGCAAAGGAAAUGAGGAAAACCUAAUUGUAGAGACCAGAUACUAAUCUCAGGCAGAAGGUGAGAGAAGGAAAUUUUCCAGGGAAUCCUCUACUGUUUCAUAUUAAUGCUUCUACAUGAAUAUUAACAUUGUUACACAAUAUGAUUAUUAUGUAGAUGAGCAAGUUGUCAUCUGUUUGUCCCUUUGGCCUUCUGGUAUGCAUUUAUUUCUUUUUACUGGCACUCUGCAUCCUGCUGGAUUGUGAUGUUGCUACUAAUGUGAAAUAAACUCAGACUUCACUUGCAACAGACGGUGGGUGUUGGGAUUAGUCAUUUCAUAGUUGCAGGGUUUAUGCUUCCACAUGCACCACAGCCAGCCUGCGCUCAGUCAGUGGUAUUCAUUAUAAGGGUGCGUUCCCACAGGGCGUAUACGCAGCGUAUUUGACACUGCGCA
Hyla sarda is the source of this 4857-nucleotide messenger RNA. It is a transcript of the gene WDR44, whose product is annotated as WD repeat domain 44. The coding region runs from base 152 to 2899 and encodes 915 amino acids. Lineage: Eukaryota; Metazoa; Chordata; Amphibia; Anura; Hylidae. Gene Ontology annotation, molecular function: protein binding. The transcript has 20 exons. The record is from RefSeq and is a predicted model, not a curated record.